GCGGUCCUGCCUGGCCACUGUGGCUCGGCUGCCCGGGCCACACUGCACUUGCUCUGUCUCUGCCUGGGUCCUCCAGGGCCUUUUCCCGAAAGCUCGGCCCUUCAGAGCCCCGGUCGGGCUUGCUGAUGCUCGGGUCGGCCUGGGACUUCCUCGGGGGCAGUGCAGGGACAAGUUCAGACGGUCCAGAGGGCUGCAGGUGUUGGACAUCAGCAGGGGCCUGGAAAGUGCUGGCGAGCCGUGAUGCUGGCCAGCAACCUGUGGGAGGGCUCACGAGGGACCUCGGGAGAAAGUGAGGUCGGGAAGAUGUGUUGAAAUGCUUCUCAUCUGCUGGUGGACGCGUCCAACGUCGGAGACAACGUGUGGGGGCACAGUUGGUGCUAUUUUCACUUGUCCACUAGAAGUCAUUAAGACGAGAUUGCAGUCUUCGAGACUAGCUCUUCGGACCGUCUAUUAUCCUCAGGUUCAUCUGGGGACCAUUAGUGGAGCUGGAAUGGUGAGACCAACGUCAGUGACACCUGGACUUUUACAGGUUCUGAAGUCGAUCUUGGAGAAGGAGGGACCAAAGUCACUUUUCAGAGGCUUGGGUCCAAAUUUGGUUGGAGUCGCGCCAUCAAGGGCCGUGUACUUCGCGUGUUACUCCAAAGCCAAAGAGCAGUUCAAUGGCAUUUUUGUGCCGAACAGCAAUGUUGUGCACAUCUUCUCAGCUGGCUCUGCAGCUUUUGUCACAAAUUCCUUAAUGAAUCCUAUAUGGAUGGUGAAAACCCGGAUGCAGCUAGAACGGAAGGUGCGAGGCUCCAAGCAGAUGAACACACUCCAGUGCGCUCGCUAUGUUUACCAGACGGAAGGCAUCCGCGGCUUCUACAGGGGGUUGACUGCCUCCUAUGCUGGAAUUUCAGAAACUAUCAUCUGUUUUGCUAUUUAUGAAAGUUUAAAGAAGUAUCUGAAAGAAGCUCCAUUAGCCUCUUCUACAAGUGGGACUGAGAAAAAUUCCACAAAUUUUUUUGGACUUAUGGCAGCUGCUGCUAUUUCUAAGGGAUGUGCCUCCUGCAUUGCUUAUCCACACGAAGUCAUAAGGACGCGGCUCCGGGAGGAGGGCACCAAGUACAAGUCCUUUGUCCAGACCGCUCGGCUGGUCUUCCGAGAAGAAGGUUACCUUGCCUUUUAUAGAGGACUCUUUGCUCAGCUCAUCCGGCAGAUACCAAACACUGCCAUUGUGUUGUCUACCUAUGAGUUAAUUGUGUACCUGUUAGAGGACCAUACUCAGUAACAGGCCAGAAAAUAUACUCUAGAAGAAUAAAACUGAGAAACUCUAGAGAAUUUUUUUUCCAUUGAUGUUUAGAAUGUUUGAGACCGAAACAGGAAAGGCCAUAAAAUAUCUGGUUCAUAUCACCUGUUGGAUAUUUCCUUUUGGAUUCAUGCUUUCUGGAAGGUUUAAAGUCAUUAACGUUAAUAGUUAAUUGUAACUUUUUUUUUUUAACUUAAGGGGAUUCAGGAUUAAGCAGCAACUAAAUUAAAUCAUGCUAUUUAAUUUAAGUGUGAA
This is a messenger RNA of Equus caballus (horse), 1540 nucleotides long. It is a transcript of the gene SLC25A33, whose product is annotated as solute carrier family 25 member 33. Gene Ontology annotation, cellular component: mitochondrion. Gene Ontology annotation, biological process: pyrimidine nucleotide import into mitochondrion. The record is from RefSeq and is a predicted model, not a curated record. Gene Ontology annotation, molecular function: pyrimidine nucleotide transmembrane transporter activity. Lineage: Eukaryota; Metazoa; Chordata; Mammalia; Perissodactyla; Equidae.